AUGGGGAAGUCCAGAAAACUAAAGAACCUAGUUAAGAACGUGCAGUUUUUCGUCAAAAAAUGUAGAGAGAAAAACAAGAAACUGCUCUCCCUGAGCAGUCUGGACGAAAAAGACGAAAUGCUCAACUCGGGAACCUUCACAGAUGAAAAAACAAAUGGUAGUAAAAGCUUCAAGGAAAAUUCUGCUGAAAAUAUUUCCAAAAUGUCAAGCGAAUCCAAGUACGACAUAUCACACGCAGAUUUCGCCACUACGUAUGGCAGCCAGUUGAGAAGAUCACAGACACAGGGGAAUUUGAGUACCUUGUCUGAUUAUUUCGACAGAAGAAGUGGUAAGAAAAUCGUUAAGUUGGGAAAAGAUGGAGGGAAGAGAGAGGUGGUCGGGGGAAGCAUGGACGAAAGUGCGUCAUUGAAUGAUGAAGAAGUGAGAACGGAAAAGAGUUACACUAGCAGCGUAGAAAUGAAGAAGAAAAAACAGUCCAAGGAUAGCAAAAUGGAGAAAAUGAAAAAUGAAAUCAUGGAAUGCGACUUGCACCUCCUCAGUAUAUACAAAAAGUUGGAAAAGGGGUCGAAAAGUGGGCGACUACUCAGGAGAAGUGGGGCAAAAAAGGGCGCUGGUAAGGGCAGCGGGAAGGGAAGUGGCACAUUGAACGUGAAGGCCCAUACGAUAAAGACGUACAACUCGGAGGUUAUGAGCAUAAAGAAGGAGCUUUCCCUGCGGAGGGGCACAACCCACGGGAAGGGGAAAACGAAGAAAGGUGGCAGGGGAAGGGGGGAUGAAGCAAAAGACAGAAAUGGCAGCGGAGGGGGCAAAGGAAAGGGGGAAUCCCCAAAGGAACACACAAGCAGAGGAGUGAAAAAGAAAGCACACGAAGGACGCAUCGAAAUUAAGCACAGCUUCUCAGGAGAUGCCCCCAGAUUCGAUUCCAAAAGUUCUUUCCUAACACGAGAAGAAACCUUUUCCAAAUAUCAUCAGAUAAGUUCUUCCAAAAACACAUUUGACAAUUUUUAUUUCUUUCAAGAAGGACUAGCCAAUAGAUUGAACAAGAAGCAGAGUACAUCCUCCUUCGACAUUGGCUGUAUGUACAUGAAUCAUGCUAUAAGCACAAGGAGCUCCAAAGAUUUGGGGCCAAAGAGGCCGAAGGAAGAAGUUGUUACUACCGCGGCUGCUAUGGGCGCUACGGCUGCUAUGGGUGCUAUGGCUUCUAUAGGUGCUAUGACUUCUAUAGGUGCUAUGGCUUCUAUAGGUGCUACGGGUGCUACGCCUGCUACUGCCAGUACUACCUUUCUGAGUAGCUCCAAAAGCUUCCGCCGUUUUAAGUUUUUAAGUGACAAUAAAAAGAAUAUCGAAUAUUAUAAAAAAAUGAUAGAGAGCUUAGAAGGGACGGUGGGAAAGUCGAAGAAGAGGAGCAACAAAAGCAGCAACAAAGGCAGCAACAAAAGCGGCAGCACUACCACAGCGAACGACAUCAGCUCUAUAGACAGUAUCAUUAAAAUUAUAAACUGCCUUCUUCAUGAUUAUGUCCCCAAGUUGAUCGACAGAUAUGAGUAUUAUAUGAAUACCCUAGAUGAUAGGAACAAAUUACUCAAGCAGAAAAUUAGAGAGUCUCUAGAUUUCGGGGAUAUUCAAUACGAAGAAAUAAGAGAGUUAAAAUCUCAGGUGAUGCAAAAGAAUCAGGAGAACAAGAAACUAAAUGACACUAUAGAAAUGUUGAAGGAUAAACUGUCGUAUGUUAACGAGCUUGAGUUAAAGAAUGCAGAGUAUUUGGACGAAAUUAUGCUCAUGAGAAAUAGGGUUACCUAUUUGGAGAGACUAAUUGAAGAAAAUGAUCAGUCCAAGGAGUCACAUGAACUAAGGAAGAUGAGGCAUAACUUGAGAAGGCUAUACAACAGAAUGAAGACUGAGAUGAGACACAUGAAGACGUUAAAAUCGAGAUCUUUUAAGAGGCACAAGAGGGGGAAAUUUUCCAUUAAGAGGUGGAUUCGUUUGGAGGAGAAGAUCAGAGAGCAGCAGGCGCGCAUGUUUAGCCUUGACCACCAAGGGGCUGCCACUUCGGGGCUGGCUGAUGAGGGGGACAGACGUACCACUUCGGGGUUUACUAAUGAGGGGGAGAGACGAGCCACUUCGGAGCUUAGCCAAUCGGCCGAGAGGCAGAAAAAAGAACCAAAGCAGUGGGCAGACAAAAGCGUAGACACGAGUGAUAUGCAUGGUGUGGAGAAACCAGUUGACGUCGUAAGCAGCGAUGCCCAAUGUGCGCAAACUGGAGAGGAGGGAGAAAAGGCUAAGAAGGGCAAAGUCCGAACGAAGAACAAAAAAAUCAACACCAUUGUAAGCAACCGCACGUUUCUGGAGCUACUGAGGAGGGAGGAGAGGAUGGCGGCGCUGGGGAGAAACGGCACAGUUGGGAGAGGUGAUUUAGUGAACCGAAGUGGUCGAAGUGGUCGAAGUGGUCGAAGCGGUCGAAGUGGUCGAAAUGGUCCAAGUGAUCGAAGUGAUCGAAGUGACCGAAUCAAUCGGAGUAGCCUACGCUUUGGGAGCGAGAGGUGCACGCGCAUCCCCAAGGAGAGCUACCCCUACUACCACUACUUCUACAGCAAUAUGCUGGCCCCGCCGGAGGGGAGACCUGUUGUCAGCAGAAGCCGCAUCUGGGCACCAACCCAAGUGGAAAAAGAACCCAAUGGUAUUUUCCCCCCCAAGGUGACUCUCUCGGAGGAAAAUUAUUUGUCCUUGUGCAGUCAGCUUAAGGAGUGUAUUUACCAGACCUAUUUCGAGGAGUGCGCCGCGGAGCCGUGCGAUGGAGGGCAGUCUUUGGAGAGAACACCCCGACGGUACGACGCUUCGCCUGACCGGGGAAAGCAAAACGGGGAAAAUAGGGGCGCACAGAAUGGAGAAAAUAGGGGCGCACAGAAUGGAGAAAGUAGGGGCGCACAGAAUGGAGAAAAUAGGGGCGCACAAAAUGGAGAAAAUAGGGGUACACAAAAUGGAGAAAGUAGGGGUACACAAAAUGGAGAAAGUAGGGGUACACCAAAUGACCAGCCUCUGGGUCGAAGCCAAAUGGUGAGAGUCCCCCAGUGGAAGAGUCUAUUCUGGAAGGAGACCCCCCCAAGCGAUGACACGUCCACCCACUCGAUUAGCAGAGGGAAGAACAAAUGUCACAAGCUACCAUUCGACUGUUGCAACAAUUUUAAUAGAAUUUUAACUGGCGAAAUGAAUUGUUCGCCUCUCCUAUGGGGGUGUAACGAGGCAGCAUAUAGCCAAGGCAGCAGCAGCGUGGCAAACAGGAAGCGAACUGGUCGAAAGAGGUCAACCAUAUCGAGCAACUCCUCCUGGGAGAGAAAAGACAAGCUUAAGAUGACACGUGUAGUCAGGAAGAAUCACCCAUUUUUACGUAAUGAUACGAUUCGAUCUAAAUGCAAGAAUAGGUAUUAUUACCACCGGGUUGGUAGAGCAACCAAUGGGGAGGGCUCAGAAGGGGAAACGAACCAAAUGCAUAGUUGCACCAGGGGAAAUGACCACCACAGAGAGGAGCAGCAGAAUGAACACACAUGCUUGGAAAUGCCUAAGGGUGGCGGUACAUACGAGUUGCACGUUCGACAGAAAUGGGACAAGGGAGGGGUUGACUUCGGGGGGAAGAUCCUCAUGCACGGUGAACCCUAUAGAAGUAUAUACGAUAAAGAGAGAGUGGAUAAUUUUAAAAAAUUUCUGACCAUUUAUAAUUCACAUUUUGAGGGAGACAAGAAGGGUAGCUUCAUUGGCAGUUUUUUAAAAGAACAGAGUGGUCCAACAUCUGAGAUGACUAUGUGGGACCAAGCUGUGCAGGCACAGGUGGGGGGGGAGGAAGGAGAGCACGCAUGCACAGGGGUCGACACGCUCACGGUUAACAGGGUUUCGAGUAGGGAUAGGGGAGAUAAUUCCAUUGAGUGCAUUAGUGGCGGAACGAACAAGGGGUAUAGCAGCGCCUACCAACUAUCGGCACUGCUGCAAUCGGCACUGCUGCAAUCGGCACUGCUGCAAUCGGCACUGCUGCAAUCGGCACUGCUGCUAUCAGCACAGGGAGUAGAGGAGGGCAUGGCAGCAACGACUUCGACACAAGUUGGGGUGCGCUUGACGUAA
Plasmodium cynomolgi strain B is the source of this 4110-nucleotide messenger RNA. RefSeq lists its product as hypothetical. The transcript is spliced from 2 exons. The record is from RefSeq and is a predicted model, not a curated record. NCBI's taxonomy places the organism in Eukaryota, Apicomplexa, Aconoidasida, Haemosporida, Plasmodiidae. The coding region runs from base 1 to 4110 and encodes 1369 amino acids.